AUGUUAAAUCAGAAAGUUGAACUUCCUUUAGCAAAUAUCUACAGUCGAUAUGCAAGAGAUGAACCAUAUUUAUUUAAAGAUGUUUUCGACCAAGAUGCUAUUAUUGUUCAUGCUUCAUUUUCUGGCGCCCAAAACUCUUUCUUAUGCUUGGCAAAUGACUUUUACGAAAAACCUACAAAGUUAUACGAACCACCAAGUGGAAGUAUUUCAGACUUUCAAGUAUGGUUUACUACAGAUGGAAGAAAAAGAAUAGUUCCAUUAUACCAUGCGUUUUACUUAGAACUUAGUUUCAUAUACAACUACUAUCGAACGAUAAAAAUAUAA
Messenger RNA from Trichomonas vaginalis G3, 324 nucleotides. RefSeq lists its product as uncharacterized. Lineage: Eukaryota; Parabasalia; Trichomonadida; Trichomonadidae. The record is from RefSeq and is a predicted model, not a curated record. The transcript has a single exon. Bases 1 to 324 code for a protein of 107 amino acids.